Molecule: messenger RNA, 1515 nt
Organism: Amphibalanus amphitrite
Lineage: Eukaryota; Metazoa; Arthropoda; Thecostraca; Balanomorpha; Balanidae
Product: E3 ubiquitin-protein ligase RNF8-like
Exons: 4
Coding region: 167-625 (152 amino acids)
Source: RefSeq, a predicted model, not a curated record
AGUCAUGGACUUUGUCCGCCUAGAGCUGGACAGUGGAUAGCGCCGCGCGGGGCAGACAGUGGACGGCCGGGGGCCGGGGUCUAUGUACUUGUAGUAUUUAGUGCGUACUGUAGUGCAUAGUGCGUAGUAUCCCGCAGUGAGCGGGUGGCGAACAAAAUCCAGCUAAAUGGCCCUUAAGCAGCCCAGCUCAGACGAGGAGGAACAGUUGAACCUGGCGCUGGCCCUAUCACGCUCAGAGUCCGAGACCAGCUCCAGUGCCAGAGAGGCCCUUCAGCAGCCCAGCUCAGACGAGGAGGAACAGCUGAACCUGGCGCUGGCCCUGUCACGCUCAGAGUCGGAGACCAGCUCCAGUGCCAGAGAGCCACUCUCCAGGAGAAGGCAGUCAGGUGGUCGGCCACCGCCGGCGACCAGUGUGCUCGGGGAGCUCACCUGCCCCGUCUGCAGGGAGACCAUCGACACGGCCACCACCCUCGGCUGCGGCCACACCUUCUGCGCCGGCUGUCUGAGCCGGGCGCAGGCCUGCGGCGGCCACCAGUGUCCGCUCUGCCGCAAACCCAUCCAAUUCACCGUGCACUGCAUCGUGCUGGACAACGUCAUCCGGGCUCUGAGCAGCGCGCCCAGCUGAGCGGCCGACACCUGUUUGUAGACGUGCAGCGCGCCCGGCUGAGCGGCCACCACCUACUCGGUAUAAAGACGUGCAGCUUUGCCUGAACCAGCGCGCCGCCCCUCAGGCUCUAAAUCGACCGCCGAGCACGCACGUCAUGAGUGGCAAAAGCGGCGAAUCCAUGCGAAAUGUGUUACAGAGAGUGUGUAGCUGCAGUAUAUUGCAUCCAAUGGCGGAGAACGCGGAACCGAAAUAAACUACAGAUUCCUGAAUGUAUUAUGUAUGUAUUCUGAUGGACUUGUUUCUAAAUUAUCACGUCUCAGAUCUUUAGCAAAGUAAGAGCAGUUAAUGCUAUUUAUGAAAUAUUGUUAUUCGCUUAGUGCAUAUUUUUAGUGGCAUAUUUUGAACUAUUAAGAGGUAGUAAGGUUUAGGCAUAUUAGGGCAAGAAAAUGUUUGAGUUAUAUGCGAUGUCCUGAUCUUUUGCGUCAUUAUAUUUCUACACUUUUAGGUCGGAAUCACUGUGACGUCACCCACUAGAUGGCGCUAGUUGGUCGGCCGAUUCGUAUGAUACAAGUCAGGAAUAUGCGGCCGAGACGUAUGUAGAAAACCAAUAGCUCCGGCGGGUGCGAGGGUUAACCUUCCGACAGUUUAGAGUGGUCGAUCGAACUUCUCGUUUCUUUUCUCAGAAAUAAGUCGCGCGAAGUGUGAUGUAUGAUUUUAUCAGCAGUCCCACCUAUCGCGGUGACGUCACGUUAAGCGCGGCACGAGGUCAGCCGAGCCGGACUGGUCCCAGUGUGGCGGGACAGCUCAGGCGGGGAUCCCCCACCCGGAUGUGUCCUAUCUGCACGGACCGUGCCGCUCAGUGGUGAAUCAGGCACUCGUGACGCACUGUACAACAUGUGCGCAGUACU